UGGGGUACAUUGGAGGAUAUCCAACCAGAAGGGCAAGGGCCACUGGAAAGUGAAGAUGGAGUGCGACGUGUGCAUGCAGCUCUUCGAUUCGGCGGAGCGCCGCCCCAAGUCCCUCCCCUGCGGCCACACGUACUGCCUUUCUUGCCUGGAAAAGCUAGCUCAAAAGGAGUGCCCCGUCGACAAGAAGGUGUUUCAAGUAGACAAGUUGGUGGACAACUUCAUGCUGCUCAAUGCGACUAACAAGCCUGCCCGCUUCUGGUGCAUCGACUGCGAGAGGGAGGCGACGGAUGGCUGCAUAGACGAGCAUGCCGUGCGCAGCCUCAAGCAGGAGCGGACCAGAACGUCGGAGCCGCUCCUGGAGGCGCUGCGGCGAGGCGAAGCAGCCCUGUCUGGGAUGGCCAGGGUGGUGUACAAAGCGGAUGUAGACUUGCCCGGGCAGACGAAGGUCUGCGUGGAGCGGCUGAAGCGAGAGGUGGUUCGACUUGGCUUGGCGAGGCACCGCCUUCUGGACGCGCUGGAGGGGAACGUGGCGGUCUGGGAGCAGGCCAAGGAGGCCGCGGUGCAGGUGCAGAGUGAACAAGAACUCUCCGAGACGGCGGCCCUGCUGGCGGCAGACCUGCUGGACCCCUCGUCGUCGUGGACUCUGCGGCGCGCUGCUGGGGGGCCAGUGGCGUGGACCGGCGAGGUGCGGCCCGCGGAGGACGCGGCGGCCAGGCUGCUGCUGUGCGGACUGGCUUUCAGUGGAGGGCUGCGGGUGCAGAAGCAGGACCCAGGACUGGAACCAGAGCAGCGACCUGAACCGCAGCUAGAACAUCGUGAAGUAGAACUGCGCUGGCAGGACAGCUCGAACCGGGACGAGAUGAGCGUGGAGGACAUGGCGGCCAGGAUGACGGCCGGCAGCAGGGUGGUGCGGGGCCGCGACUGGGUCUGUGAAGAUGAAGAUGGCGAUCCCCCCGGGCCGGGCACCAUCGAUAGUAUUGAGAUAGUUGAGGAAGGUGAAGAGUUCUUCGACGUAGGUGACAAGCAGGUAAAUGUGAUCUGGGACAACGACAGCGAUCGCAAAAUCAUCUGGUACAGAAUGGGGAGCCACGAACAGUAUGAACUCCGAUUGGUGCCUCUGCAGCUGAAGCCAAACAUUGGUGCAGAGGAAAAGGUCCUCGAAGUCAGCUCUGUUUGUUUCAGUACGAACAUGAAACCCAAAUGGAAAUUGUUGUCAGACAACAAUUUAGAAGAGGUGCGCACCCUGCUCAACCUGCACUGCGACGUCCAUCCUCUUUGGAGUCUGCUUGUCCUCCAGGAGGCCGCGCCCCGCCUGAAGGCCCUGCAGCUGGUGUCGCCGCAGCAGCAGCACCUGGACGCGGCCCUGGCGAUGCCGCUGCUCGAGGGCCUCUGCGUGUGCAACGUGACGGGGCCGCAGCUGCAGCAGGUGGUCCGGAUGGCGUCGCUGCGCCGCCUGGAGCUGCACUGCCCGCCGGACGCCCCGCUGCCGGUGCUGGCGUUCCCGGGGCCUGCCGCGGGGCUGCGGUGGCUGCGCUGCGGCGUGCACCCGCUGGUCACGGCGCUGGCCCUGGAACUCAAGAAGAUGGUGCUGCUGCGUCGAGAUGCUUACGAUUCGUUUUGUCGCCAUGAUGAGAAAUCUUGCAAGAAGCAAGUGGCACAAAUUACAUACUUUUUCUACGAGAGUGACUUGUGUGUGGAUGUGCUGUGCAGUGUGUGCAACGAGGGUUGCGAGUAA
Messenger RNA from Thrips palmi, 1735 nucleotides. RefSeq lists its product as uncharacterized. NCBI's taxonomy places the organism in Eukaryota, Metazoa, Arthropoda, Insecta, Thysanoptera, Thripidae. The transcript is spliced from 9 exons. Bases 56 to 1735 code for a protein of 559 amino acids. The record is from RefSeq and is a predicted model, not a curated record. Gene Ontology annotation, molecular function: ubiquitin-protein transferase activity; metal ion binding. Gene Ontology annotation, biological process: protein ubiquitination.